AUGGCGAUCGUCGCUAUCCUCAUCCUCCUACCAACUCUGUACCUCACCGGUCAAAUAAUCAACAAUCUAUGGCUUCACCCACUCUCAAAGUACCCAGGCCCGCUCCUAUGGCGCGCAUUUCGAUUUCCCUUCCUCAAGUCAAUGAUGGGGGGUACUCUCCCGCAUCGAAUCAAAGAAUUCCAUGAAAAAUACGGCGACAUCGUCCGCGUCGCGCCCGACGAGCUAUCCAUCAUCGACCCCGCCGCCUGGCGCGACAUCUACACCAAAGGCCGGGAAUUCGUCCGCCCACACCAAUACAAGGACCAGCCGCCGGGCAAGACAGCCGCCAAUCUGAUCGCAUGCUCUGAAUCCGAACACGCGCGCCUGCGCAAAAUUCUCGCGCCCGGAUUCUCCGACAAAUACGCCAUGGACCAAGAGCCUUUUAUCCAGCACUACGUGGAUAAGUUAUUCGGGAAGCUGGACGAUCAUCUCUACAAGGACAAAUCGGCUGCUGUCGACGUUGUCGAAUGGAUCAAUUAUCUCGCCUUUGACGUGAUCGGCGAUCUUACCUGGGGGUCCUCGUUUGGCUGUCUGGAAGGCCUGACGUAUCAUCCCUGGGUUCAGACAGUGAGCCAGUUCAAGGCUGCUAUCGUCGUCGGUGCUCUGAAGUUCUACCCGCCAGUCUACUCAUUUCUAAUGGCUAUCACUCCACCCUCUGCGCUACAGGGCGUCAUGGAUAUGUGGAAGCUGACUGAGCAAAAUGUCCGCGACCGGGUCACCAGCGGCGCGAGCAGGCCGGAUCUAGUCGGGACAAUGCUGGCGUCUGAAUCCAUGACGCAGGAAGAGAUGGAGGUCAACUCUAUGAUGAUCGUGGCCGCCGGCAGUGAAUCUGUCACUACGGUUCUGACGGGCGUCAUCAACCAUCUCCUCCGCAGUCCGGAAAAACUCAACACGCUGGUCGGAGUUCUCCGAGCGACAUUCCCAUCCUCGGAACAAGAUAUUACCGGAUCAGCCUUGAAAUCUGUCCCCUAUCUGGACGCAGUCUUGAACGAGGGCAUGCGACUCUGUCCUACAAUCCCAGAUGGCAUGCGCCGCCAGGUCCCCUCGGAUGGCGCGACUAUUGCCGGACGCUUUGUUCCCGGUGGAAUGGUGGUCUCGGUUCCCCCAUUUGCGGCGUAUCGUGCCUCGCGCAAUUUCAGUCAUGCGGCGGAAUUUGCCCCAGAGCGCUGGCUUGAUGAGGGUUCUUCAGGCUCUCGGUUCCAAGAUGAUAGUAAAAUUGCGUUUAAUCCGUUCUCGUUGGGCGCGCAUAAUUGCCCCGGUCAGAAUCUGGCUUGGUUGGAGUUGAGGAUUAUCCUUGCGCGGCUGCUGUGGAGGUAUGACUUGUCGAUACCGCCAGGGAUUGAGCUGCCUCGGUGGGAGGAGCAGGGUAUCUGGUGGUUCUGGGAUAAGCAGCCUACUAUGGUGCGCUUUAGUAAGUGCCGGUAG
This is a messenger RNA of Penicillium verhagenii, 1464 nucleotides long. RefSeq names its product cytochrome P450. Lineage: Eukaryota; Fungi; Ascomycota; Eurotiomycetes; Eurotiales; Aspergillaceae. The coding region runs from base 1 to 1464 and encodes 487 amino acids. The record is from RefSeq and is a predicted model, not a curated record. The transcript is spliced from 2 exons. Gene Ontology annotation, molecular function: oxidoreductase activity, acting on paired donors, with incorporation or reduction of molecular oxygen; iron ion binding; heme binding.